UAAUCUGUCCCAACUGCAGCGAAGGCCGCGACAUCGACGGCACGCCGUCUACAAUCCGCUACUGCAGCGCUCUCUGCCUCGAAUCCGAUACAAAAAAUCUCGACCAGCAGCAGCAUCACAUCGACGACUGCAAAGCGCGAAACAUCCGAAAAGAGCUAUACCGCGCGGGAGAUUUCUUGCAAAAAGUAUUUUACAUCUGGACGGAGAUUGCUUUCCGCUACGACGUCGUGCGAGUCGAACGUGUCGAGGAGAGGAUUUACUUGUCGCACAGGAGUGGAAGCGAGGAGGAUGAGGAGGAAGAUGGGAGGGAAGAAGAUGCUACCGGAGGAGGAGGAGAAGGGCCGUUUUACGCGUUUCCGUUUGAGAUUUGCAAGGGAGAGGAUGAGAUGAAGGCGUUGUUGAGUUGGAUGGCGUGUAAUGAUGCGCCACAGAUGGUGUUGGAGUUGAGUCGGAAGGUGCUUGGGGGUGAGGAUACCUCCCUUUUCCUUUUCCUUCUUCUUUCCCUUCUUUCUCGCUCGAGCAUUGGCAGCUAAUUUGAGUCGAUGCACAAACAGGUAUCACAUCCAGCAUCGAAAGCGUGUUUUUCCUGCUUGACAGCGGAAGCUACACAGUCAUCGACGAAGAAUACCCAUUCGACGGUCCCCACGAAGUCCUGGUCAUGGAUGCCCACGAUGGAAACUCAUACGUGUUGGACCUUUCCGGAUUCCAGAUCGGUUUGGAGAGUCCCGUCAUACCACUUCAGGAGUACAUGGAGGAAUUUGGCACCCAAAUUGUGGGAAUCUACGAACACGACAGUGCGAUCACACAGUUGGAAAUCUUGCUCCGUGCCGGCACGGCGGAUCCGGGUUACGGUCGCAUUUAUGCGACACAUCACCACAUGUACGAGGCGCUGAACAAAGUCGUGAAUGCUGGUGAGCGGAUCAAGAGGCAGAGUCUCAGUGAGCUUCUGCGGAGUGAUCAGCGAAGCUAUGUUCGCGGCAUGAGGUACCACGAGAACCGAAUUCGAACCGCGUUACGACAGCUGUUUGCCAUUCGAGAACAGCAGGGACAUCCACGCAUUUCUGCCGCUGCACAUAGGCUCAAGAUGGACUCCCUAACCCGUCGGGCUUCUCUGCAAUCGAGUACGCUGGAAGGUACAGCGAAGUCCGCAAUCCAGCGUCAAUGGGACAAGGAGGGUAGAACGAUGCCCGAGGAGGUAAAGCAGGCGGUUGAGAUGGCGAGUCCUGACCCAUGGGAUUUCCAACAUGUCGCGAAAGCAGUGCCCAAACUCUCACCGCCCCUGCCACGGGAUGACAAGCCUCGACGCCGGUCAUGGCCUUCGCGGCUGGCACGAAUGUGGAAGCGUUGGUAGAGAGAAUCAGAGCUGUAGCCUCCUCUUACACGAUCCAAGCUCCUGGCAACUGACUGAUAUACCAGACUUCAUCAAAAAACUCCACCUCUCCACCUCUCGACUGCCCCUUCGCCUGCCAUUUCCACAAGCCCUGGAAGACCCACCAGUCAAGAAACCAGAUUACCCACCACACCAGCAACCCGCACCCAACAAUCACAGAAGCACACACCUGCCAUUCGAUCGCCUGGUGCUGAUCAUCUUCUCCCAUGAGCAGGAACGGAGCAUACACUAUCAACAGAAAGCCAGCGCGGUAAGCAGUCGCCCUCGAAGCCAGAUCGCAUUGGACGUCAACGUACUCCCAGAAGGGAUGCAGGCGGGUGUCAAGCUGGACAUCUGCAGCAAGCUCUUCUAGGAAGCGAUGCAGAGUCCACAAGACUGUGCCUAAAAGGACAAGAAGGAGAAUCGCAGCGCAAGUGUAUGCUGUGGCGAUAGUCAAGAUGUUCAUAAUGACCCAAGAUGUCGUAUACCACUUCAGAGCUUCUCCAGUGAGGUUUGUUUGAGUACUGAGUGAAGUGGUGGUGAUGUUCAACGUAGCCUGCCCUGCUGUUCCAAU
Sphaerulina musiva SO2202 is the source of this 1943-nucleotide messenger RNA. RefSeq lists its product as uncharacterized. NCBI's taxonomy places the organism in Eukaryota, Fungi, Ascomycota, Dothideomycetes, Mycosphaerellales, Mycosphaerellaceae. The transcript has a single exon. Bases 659 to 1351 code for a protein of 230 amino acids. The record is from RefSeq and is a predicted model, not a curated record.